AUGCGGCGGUUCCCAUGUGCGUACGAGUGCCUGAGCGUGGAGUGCGUGCCGCCAUUAUUUUACGCUGAUGACCAGGCCCUGCUGGCCACCACGCCGGCAGGCCUGCGUUUCCAGCUUGGUUACCUUGAGAGCUACUGUGCCGCCUGGGGCCUGACGGUUAACACCAAAAAGACCCAGGUGGUAGUGUACACCACUGGCAGGGCUGCUGCCACGGAGGAGCGGUUCCGCUACGGCGGCAAUGAGGUGGAAACCGUCCCCACCUUCAGAUACCUCGGCGUGCACCUGCACUGCCGGCAGGCCUUUGCCUCGGCGGCAUCGUAUCGGGCGGAGGCUGGGCGGCGCGCGAUGCACCUGCUGCGUCGCCGCCUGGCCGAGAAUGGGUUGCAGGACCCCCUGCUCAGCAUGCGUGCGUUCAAGUCUUACGUCCUGCCGACGUUGUCGUACGGGGCAGAUCUGGGCGCCGCAGCUGAUUUUGCAGGGCAGGACGGCAUGCGAGCGGAGAUGGGGCAGCUGCCGCUGCCCGCCUACUGGACCUUGCAGGUUGCACGCUUUGUGAGCAACCUGCAGGCUAUGGGCGGCGAGCGGGUCGCCCGUCUUGCCAUGCUGGAUAGCCACAUGUGGAACUGGGCAAGUCUUGCAGACGUCUAA
This is a messenger RNA of Chlorella variabilis, 648 nucleotides long. RefSeq lists its product as hypothetical. The record is from RefSeq and is a predicted model, not a curated record. Lineage: Eukaryota; Viridiplantae; Chlorophyta; Trebouxiophyceae; Chlorellales; Chlorellaceae. The transcript has 3 exons. The coding region runs from base 1 to 648 and encodes 215 amino acids.